Westerdykella ornata is the source of this 2924-nucleotide messenger RNA. Its product is annotated as S-adenosyl-L-methionine-dependent methyltransferase. The transcript is spliced from 4 exons. The record is from RefSeq and is a predicted model, not a curated record. Lineage: Eukaryota; Fungi; Ascomycota; Dothideomycetes; Pleosporales; Sporormiaceae. Gene Ontology annotation, molecular function: methyltransferase activity. Gene Ontology annotation, cellular component: nucleus. The coding region runs from base 377 to 2575 and encodes 732 amino acids.
GGCUCAUCUUCACCAAGUACUAAUUUCUCUACUCUGUUCUCUCACUUUUCACCAGUCACCAAUUUUCUCCCUUCGUUAUCUCAUCUUCACCGCCUGAUUGCUGUCAAGCUAGCCGCUGUCGUCUCUCUUGUUCUCAACUUCACCUGUUGCAGGCGGUGAGAGCUAAGCGUUUGCUGCCACUACGAGCCGAUACAUCUCCUCGCCCUUCUCUUUCUAUUUUCCCUCUCUCUCCUACAGCACUCUUCUCCUCCGCCUCGCAUUUUCCACCUCCUUUCUGGUCGUCUCCGGUCAUCAACCUAAUUGCUUCUCUCUAUACUUCCUUUCCGCCUGUCGGCAUCUCUGUCGCUUCUCGCACCAGCCGCUAUACUCCAACAACAUGCCCGGUAUCGAAGUUGUGGACCUGAUUAGUGACGACGGAGAGGGUUACGACGAGGAACAUGACGUUUUCGGAUAUGAGCCUGAAGAGAAUGAGACUCCAGAUCAAAUCUCGUAUAUCGAGAUUCAAGACGAUGAAGAUUCACUGGAUGAGACGCCCACGACACCAACCGAAUCGUUCCCCGAGGAAAUAGAAGUCCCGCAUAUCGACCACCACGGCUGCGGCCGGAUCAAGCCCGGAGAUACAGUGGAAAUGAAAAAUGCAUCUAGUGACAGUACUCUACGUGCCGGAGACUUCUUGAGGGUUGAAAAGGUCAUUGAAGUUCUGGAGACGGGCGAGGUGAAGCUGCGGGGUUACGCAAUGAGAAGAACAAAGCAUCUGGCACCGCAAUUUGACAGACACCUCAAUGAGCUAUUCAUGAACUGGGAGGUUAGGCAAAACGACGAGAGGCGGCACUCAGACCAAGGCCUGCAGGAUUUAGCACUCGAUCACGUAUCCCGGAAGCGCGAGUGUGUUCUAACCAAUAGGCCAUACCCAUCCCUCAGUUUCCGUGACAUCAAACCAGAAAUACCGACCAGUAUUCGUAAAAACGAGGAGGCCCGUGAUUGGAUCUAUGAGCACGGAAGGCUCGUAUGCAGAUACCUGAACAAGGUCUUCGUGCAUAAGGGCAAGGCUACAUACACGGGGGAGGUUAGAAGCUUAUAUGAAGAAGAAUGCGACGAUACGAAAGCUUCGACGUCAGCUGCUGGGAAGCAUCAUCGACAUUCGUCAUCGGUCGAAAUCCUCGACUCCGACCCCAUAUCAGAGCGCCCGCAGUUACCACAAAAAUCUAGAAGAUAUAGAUUCGGAGAUUGUUUCUGCGGGGCUGGUGGCGCCUCCAAGGGUGCCUCCAACGCUGGACUCAAGGUGCUCUGGGGAGCAGAUAAUGACAAGACGGUUUUGGAAGCAUAUGAACUCAACUUUCCCGACGCAUCUGCUAUAGAGAUCGAUAUUCACGAAUUGCCCACAUAUAUGACGAGGAAGAACUUCUAUGUGGACAUCCUCAAUCUCAGUUGCCCGUGUCAGUUCUGGUCGGGCGCCCAUACUUGUCCCGGGCAAAACGACCAGAAAAACGUUGAAGCGCUCUACACGGUGGGACCUGCUAUCAAGAUCCUAAAGCCAAGAAUAGUGUCGCUUGAACAGACACCAGGCUUGAUCCGAUUCAAAAAGCACAGAUUAUAUUGGCGGUUCUUAAUCCAUCAGCUUCUUAAUGAGGGUUACAAUGUUCGUUACACUGUUGAGAACUUUGCAGAAUUUGGGCUCCCCCAGCGUCGGACGCGCCUGCUCCUGCUCGCCGCAAAGCGGGGCAUUCCCUUGCCUCCGUUCCCUCGACCAACCCAUGGACCCUUUGGGAGUGGAUUAAAACCGCUGGUGUCCAUCUGGGAUGCGCUGGCGCCGAUUCGGCAGCUUCCACCGGGCACCCGCGAUCACUACCACCAACCGUGGGAAGAAAAGCGCGUCAACGGAAUUCCGUAUAAUCCAAGAGAAGGACCCAUGAUGAAGUGUAUCACCGCCAGUGGAGGGCCUGCUGCUCUCUAUUUCGACGGGACCCGCCGUUUCACGCCUCGAGAGGCCUCGUGCUUGCAAGGGUUCGACCUAGACUUCUAUCUGGCUGGAUCAAAGACACAGGCAAUGCGACAAGUGGGGAACGCAUUUCCGCCCAUAAUGGCCGAGCUAGUGCUCCUGUCAGCGGCACAGACACUGGAAGCAUUUGAUCAUGGCCUUAUUGACAAGGAAGAAGAUAUACUCGACCUUUAUGAGACUCUUACCGCCAAAGGCAUCGAUCUGAACAGUUCUUCCGCAGCUUCGUCGCCUUCUUCGCCGUUCUCGUCUGAGAAUUUGGCUUCCUCGUCUUCGUCGGGGCCUUCCUCUGGGGAGAAUAACUUCCGCUAUCUGAACCGUCUACGGCGUUCGAUCGUACCAAAGAAGAGGCUCCGGCUCUUUGGUGCUGUGCCUCGGAUCGAAGCGAGGCCGGAUCGAAGGGUGAAAAAGAGGGCUGCUGCUGGCUUCGGUCUCUUCGUCGACGGCGGAGCUGACGACGAUGAUGGAGCGUCUGAGAGGCGUAAAAGAAUUAAACAGGACAGCCCGGCGACUCAGCAAAAGCAGAUAGAGGAGCAAUUCUGGCGUGAAUAUGGGGGUAAGACAAUUGAGUUGGACUGAGAUGUAUACGGCGUCCGAUGUCGAGUUCUCUGAAGGGGAGCCACGGAAUUUCCCGACUGUGUUCCUUCACGGUCGCUUUCUUCGCUUUCUUCGCUUUAUUUUUCACUUCUUCAUCUUCCCUUUUAAUUAUUUUCUUCUACCUUCGUGGUUCUGCGACGGCAAAAUGUGUUUCUGCACUUUUUGCAAUCUGCCAGCGACCAAUUUCCUCUCUUUUGCUCAGGUUAUUGGCAGGGGGAGAAAGCUCUUCGGCUCCUUGCAUUAUGCAGAUGCUUUCGGCGGAAGCACCAGCUGCCAGAAUGCUAUUAGAUCGUCAUAAUCUGGCUAGGUUCUUCUGCGGAUGAUAUAGACG